UUUACCUUGCAUAUUUCAUUAUCCUGCUUAAAAUGACCAGACAGAGCAAGCGUAUUACAAUAAUUAUAGGCUAAAACCCUCACCAAGAAAGCAUGAAGCUAUCUGUACUAUUGCGAGCCAACCGAGCGCACCUGUGCGUUCCAUUGGGUGUUACGCACCCCAAGUGGAGUUACGUCGGCUAGGGUUGGUGAAAAAAACGCAACACAUGGCUUACAGUAGAGUAGUACAAUAACAAAUCAAUAGACAUUUGUAAUUGAGAGAACUGGGAUAUGAGUGGUCGCGAGCGCAGUAGAAACCGAACCUGGUCGUUGGAUUCGGACCUUGACUCGCGUGCGUCCCAGACAGGUAUGGAAACAUUGAUUUGGAGCUCACUCAGUCGUGGUGGGACUCGCACGGGUACCUAGGCUACAGCUUUGGAAGUUAUGCUUUUCUUUGAAUACGAAAGCUUUGAUUAAAGUUAACGUCACUAAACCAUGUCAAACUGGUAAAGUAGCCUACAUUCGCUAUAGCUAGUCAUUAUUUUUUAAUAGGAACACCUGUGAUGGGGACAAUUUGUGUGUUGUGCUACACGUUUGCUGUGCUGAAAUAACUGCCACAAAACCACUGAAUAAAGGUAAUAAAGUGAUAGACAAAUAGUUUUCUACUACUGUAUUAUUUUUGCCUUCCUAUACCAAGUGGGCAGUUCGGCAGGGGCUCUUGAGGAGGACAAGGAGGUCGCCUCGCAAGCUGUCCUGUUCUUCAUCAAUGGUUCGAGGAGAGGUGCAGUGCACCUGUGCUCGAGUAUAGCCGAGAUACUGCGCGAGAAUCAACGUCUGCACAGGACCGUAGAGGUCCAGAGGGUCCGAAUAGAGGAGCUGAUGUGCUCUCUGUCCACUGCUCCGGCUGCUCCCGUGGGUCCAUCAGAUUCCAACAGAUCCCAGACCAACUCCACCUCUCCCUUCUCCUGCCUCCCCUCCAUCUCUCUCGCCGCCUCCUCCCCCUACCUCCCCUCUCCCCCAGCCAGUGUCUCCCCCAGUGUGUCCUCCUUAUACAGCUCUGGGAGGGGCAGCCUGUGCUCUAACACCACACCCCCCUGCCUCCCCCCUCUGUCCUUUAGCACCACACCCCCCUGCCUCCCUCCUCUGGUCCCCCUUCACAACCUCACCCCUCAGAGGAGACAGACAGCAGUUCUGCCCUGUGUGAAAGAGUAUGAGAAGGAGGAUCCAGGAGAAGAUGAGAGGAGAGGAAAGGAAGGCAGGAGAGGAGAUGAGAGGGGGAAGACGAGAGGGGGAGAAAGGAGACAAGAAGACAACAACAGUCUUAUUCUACCCUCUGUAGAAGCUCUGGGAUCACAACCCCUACCCAUCAUGCCUCACUCCUCCCAUAGUGGCAGCAUUCCCAGCGAAAGAGUCAGGAGGAGGGAGAAGGGUAACCUGUCGUCUGAGCAGGGUGGACAGACAUCGGACCGAAAACACACGCUGAAGAAGAGAGAGAAAGUCCUAAGGAGAAGUGCCUCAUGUGGACCUCUGAGGGGAGAGAUGGACGAGACAAAAGAGGAGAGGUGGUGUCUGGCCCCAGACUGUCCUGACUCCUCGUCCACAGUCCAAGCAGCAGGAGGGCUGGACCCCAGGGCAUUAACCACCAGGAAGAAGCACCGUCUGUGUGUGAAUGACCGUGUAGUGCUGGAGAGAAGGAGGCGAGGAGAGGAGAGGAGAAGAGGAGCUGUGAGGUUUAUCGGACCACUGGAAAACACUGAGUCUACAGACAUCUAUAUCGGAGUGGAAUUGGACACAUCCAGUGGAGAAAAUGAAGGCAGUCUCCAUGGUAACAGGUACUUCAGGUGUCAGCCCAACCAUGGAACAUUCACCACCAUCACGGGGAUCAGAAAGCUCUCUCGAUCAUCCCGCUCCAAACCUCCAGAGGAGGGUGACUCUAGUGACUCUGGGCCGGGGAGCUCUGCAGUGGCAAUGGGGAGGAGCAGCCAGAGCGUUGGGAGUAGGAGCAGGAAAGGGUUCAGAAGGACCUGGAACCAGAUGGACAUUAGAGCUCAGGUCCAUUCAGAGCCAGGAGGACUUAGAGACAAGACUACAGUGGAGAACCCUGGACUGGACUGACAUUGCGCCAUCACAUACCCCUGGACUGGCCUGACACUCCUCUCCUAAUCACUCAAUCCACAGCCUUACAUUUUCCCCUUUCUCUCCUGAUGAGUGUAUACUCACUAGACAACAUGCUGAAGAAGCCUUCUUCAAUCUUCCAGCAUGUAACUAUAGAGAAAGGACUUGUUUUAGUAUAGGCAGCGCCAUUGAGGACUUCAACUGGGUGGGACCUUCUAUGGGUUAAGGAAGGAUCAGAUUAUUCCAUCCAGGUCAUCAGGAGGGAUCAGCCAAUGAAUUAUACUAGUGAGGAAACAUUCCAUAACUCCAGGUGGCAGUAAAUCUCCCUCCUUGGCUUUUUAUCUGUUCAAACAACACACUCUAGGUGGCAGUAUGCACCCUUUUUGCCAUCUCGUAGAUGAAAGUUGAUUAGUUCAAAAUGGAGAUGCUCACAGACGCCAUAAUGGAACAGAUAGAAUGAUGCGAUGUUAUUCAAGUCUAUGGUUGUAACUGACCUCCCAGCCUUUUGACAAAUGGCAUCUGUCUGCCAUGCUUUCAUCAGGUGUAACUGACCACUACUGCAUCUGACCGAUCC
Messenger RNA from Salvelinus fontinalis (brook trout), 2667 nucleotides. RefSeq lists its product as uncharacterized. Lineage: Eukaryota; Metazoa; Chordata; Actinopteri; Salmoniformes; Salmonidae. The coding region runs from base 858 to 2093 and encodes 411 amino acids. The transcript has 8 exons. The record is from RefSeq and is a predicted model, not a curated record.